Gordionus sp. m RMFG-2023 is the source of this 8451-nucleotide messenger RNA. Its product is annotated as receptor-type tyrosine-protein phosphatase F-like. NCBI's taxonomy places the organism in Eukaryota, Metazoa, Nematomorpha, Gordioida, Chordodea, Parachordodidae. Gene Ontology annotation, biological process: protein dephosphorylation. The transcript is spliced from 42 exons. The coding region runs from base 20 to 8275 and encodes 2751 amino acids. Gene Ontology annotation, molecular function: protein binding; protein tyrosine phosphatase activity. The record is from RefSeq and is a predicted model, not a curated record.
ACUCGUUUUAAAUGAAUGAAUGAACCUUAAAACGUAUCUCUAUUCCUUGCUCUCUUUGUUCGAUUCUACUAUCCUCCUAACUAAUCUGUUAGGGUUUUUACUUUUAACGUUUCCCUUUCGCCUAACACUUAACCGAUCCAUCUUCUCCGCUGCCCAAGGUUAUCCCCCACAAUCAUCCGCUGAAUCCAUCCAUCACCGCUCAUCCACAAAUUCCGAAGUAUUAGAUUUUAAUGUAAAAAAAUUAUUACACGGUUCUUUCGAUAAUAAAUGGCUUUCCAAGCGUCAUUUAAAACAAUCCAACGCGUCUCGCGUUGAUGGCCAACACACUCGAAAGAAUCCUUUGAUCUCACAAAAUCACCGCCUGCCUUCUCAUAUAUAUUUCGAUCUGGAGGAUCUAACUUACCCCGAUUCCAUCGGAGAUUCUGAAAUAUCCUUCACGCAAAAUCAUAUUCAUCACCAAACCCCAACAAUAAACACUAAAAUGAGUCAUUUCGAAAAUUCGGAAUAUUUUAAUCCCUCGCACCCUAACCGAAAUUCGCGCGUGCAUUAUAAUUCUGUGCCGGAUGAGAAUCGUUUCGAUUUCAACGAUUAUUACUACGAUAGUAUAUUAGAUUCUGAAUAUUCUCUCCCCACGUAUGGACCAAUCAUAAUACGACCGCUUACGAAUGUGACAGCGAGCGAUCAAGGUGUCGCGAGUUUCUUUUGCGAGGUCAUCGCUCAUCCUCGUCCCGUGUUCACUUGGACCGUUAGGGGCAAAAAUUUGACCGGAAAAAGGUUUCAAGUUCUGGAGAUGGAGAAAGGUAGAUUAGGCUCCGUGCUGCGGAUCGAGCCCCUAAGCGCGGAAAAGGAUAAAAAUUCUUCCGUGAAGUGCGAAGUAUUCAACGAGUACGGAACUGUGUCGUCCCAAGCCAAUUUAGCAGUGUUACAAGCAAAAACAUUACCACCAGGUUUUCCUGCUAUCAUUCAGGGUCCUAAGAGAAAAGUAGUAGAAUAUGGCACCUCUUUUUCCAUUCCUUGCAAUACCAUUGGCCAACCCUCGCCUCGAGUGGAUUGGUUAAAAAAUUACGCGCCGAUAAUUUUUUUAACAGAUCAUGCCGAAGCAACAUCGUCGCAAAUGGAUCAAUCAGGGAAUUCCGAAGGUGUUUGGAGAAGGCAUAAACUGCUUAAUAAUGGCUGGUUACUGGUAGAAAAUGCAGAAUAUAGCGAUGAAGGGGAAUAUCAAUGCAUGGCUACAAAUAAGCAUGGUUCGGCUUACAGUCCAACCAUAGCUAAAAUAUGGGUUAAAGAAAGAAGAAUUCCCCCUUACUUUUCCAUACUACCUCCCCUUACCGUCCAAAUAGCAAAGGCUGUUUCCGGAGCAACUUACCCCGGUUCCACUAAAACAAGGACAAACGAUUAUAGAAAAAAUAUAACUUGCGUGGCCGUCGGAUCGCCUAUGCCAUUAGUGAGGUGGAAAAAGAUAUCUCCCGUCUCUACCAAACAGCGACCCUAUAACAAGCAGAACAAUUUGGGAUUUCCCAAAUUAUUUCAUAAUCAUGUUAAUGAGCUUCGAAACGACGAUAUCGAUGACAUGAUCGAAGAUGAGAUGAAUGACGAAUUUGACCAGGAUCGCGCGGAAGAUGGUGGCGAUAGGGAAAUGUAUCAAGAAUUUUAUCGGGAUUUUAAUCAAGCGGACACUACGUCGAUUGAUAGCUUUGGAAAUGGUUACAUGGGAAAAGUUACCAUUGGCAAAAACGUUCUGCAAAUCGGACCUCUGGAGACAGGCGCCAAUUUUACUUGCAUUGCUGUUUCUAAGCUCGGUACUAUACAAGCUAUCACCCGAAUUUUGGUCAGAGACCUACCUGGCGCCCCGACAUUUUUAAACCUUUUAAACGUAACCAGUUCAUCAAUCAUGAUCAGCUGGGACGAAGUCACAGAGCCAAAAUUAUCUGAUGCCCCGCACCUAUCUUACGAAAUACGAGUUACCACCAUUUCGAACCGCGACAAUCCAAGCGUUCUCGAACGAGAAGAAAUAGUUAUGACGAAAAUGAGCGAAAAACCUUUUACCCUGCUCAAAUACCUGAAGCCCUCUACGCCUUACCAUAUUUCGGUGAGGGCUACCUCCAUUAUUGGACCCGGUGAUUGGUCGGAACCUCUAGCGAUCACUACUUUGGAAGACGUUCCAUCGUCUCCACCCAAAAACAUUAGAGUUAGAGCUUUGAGCGAUACAGAGUUCAGCGUAAAAUGGGAAAAACCCGACAAUUCAAAUGGACUAAUAAAAGCUUACAUCCUUUACUACACCAACAUUACGAACCUCGAAAGUAUUUCCCAAUUACAAUUAGCUUCUGACUCCGACGACCCGAAGAAUUUCGAGAAUAUUCGACGCGUCUUUUCUCAUACUAACGAUCACUUGCCUUUGUCUCGAUGGAAAGAGUUGGUUUUACCUAAUCAAGAUCAAUCGAAGAUGAUGGUUUUUACCGUAAAAAAUUUGGAACCCCUAACCCUCUACACCGUUAGGAUGAGAGUCGCCAAUUCGUUGGGUCGGAGCGCACCAUCCGACCCCGUAUCAGUUUUUACUUCUCCCGAAAUACCAGGUCAAAUCACUAAUUUCGCCGGGAAGGUACUCAAUAGAACGAGCGUUAUUCUUAGUUGGUCGCAGAGUUAUGAUUUUGAAUUGUUUACAUCCUAUCUCUUAUACGUAUGGAAGGCGGAAGCGUCUAAAAAUGGUCACGGUGACAAUGAUAGCAUGCGAAUCGUUAUCGAUAACCCAGGUGUUUUAAAUUACACGCUUAUCAAUCUGGUUACCGGUACCUUAUAUCAAGCGAGGAUCGCGUUGAUAUCUGGACAAUAUAUGGGGGUUCCUUCUAAUACUAUCACCUUAAUAACUCCAUCUACUGAAAAUAAGGAUGAUGAUGAUGUCGAUUUCGCAAAUAUCGGCGAAAUGCCUACAAGAUACGAAAACAAUUUUCUAAAGCUUAGCGGUCUGCCACUCAAUGGAGUCAGCUUACGCGUUGUAGCGGUCAUAGACGGGCGUUUUUGGGCCCAUUUCAACGAGGAGGAAGAUGUGAAGACUAUUAAAGGGUUUAUUAUCCAUUCUAUGACUGCUCCUUCAAACGCGACAGACAUUAUUUAUGGCAGCGAAUCGCCGAAAAAUAUAUUCGUUUCUUUGUCCGAAGCGAACACCCCCGAUCCCGAGGCAAAAGGGGAACCCCGAAAUGAUUUUCAUGUCUCUAGUAAAACUUUGAGUAGAGAAAUAACGGGACUUAGACCAUUCACGCUCUAUAAGAUUUGGAUGGAUGUACGAGAUACAAAAUACCCUUUAGGAAAUGCCCGCUAUAGUUCCGCACCCAUAUUCGUAAAGACUGCGGAAGACGUGCCGGGAGAGCCGCGUAACGUUACCCUCUUGGCCUUGAACUCGAGUUCCGUAUCCGUCCACUGGCAGCCGCCGCACGAGAAUGAAAGGAACGGCGAAAUCAUGGGAUAUUUGGUCCACUAUAGACAGGUGCUAGCAAAAGGUAAGCACAUAGGCCCUUUCAAGCAAUUAACGAUCCCGGAUGGGAACGUCGGAAACAUAGAUUUGGCUGACUUGAAAGCUGACUCGUUUUACAAAGUCCAAUUGUCGGCCUUCACUCGGAAAGGUGACGGCUACAGGAGCAAAGCAAAAAUAGUCAAAACAAUGGGAGGAGUUCCCACUAGCCCCAACCUGUCGUUGAGACUGCUGGAGGAAUACCCGGAGUUGAUAGUCCAGGCGGAAUGGACUAGGCCACUUAUCACCUACGGACCCCUUCUGGGAUACAAAUUAUCCUUCAAACCGGUCUAUCCCGAGUCCUCGUAUUCAACGAAUACCGGAAGGGAGUUAGGAAACGAAAACGAUUUGAGCGGGUCUAAAAGCGUGGAUUUGGAGGGUGGCGAUAUUUACUACUACAAUUUCGAACAUUUGGAAAGGGGCAAGAACUAUUUGUUCAAACUAUCGGCCAAGAAUUCUAGAGGCUACGGCGAGGAGAUACUCAAAUAUUUUGAAACUCCGGAAGGAAUACCGACCAAAGCUCCCGUUAAUCUCACGUACGAAUUCAAGACUCCUACGACUAUAAAUUUCGGAUGGUCAUUGGACCCUGACCCGACAUCUUGGAAUGGACAGAUAACCUUGCACGAAUUGUCCUAUUACGACUUGGCCACACAGUCGGACACUAUAUCUCGCAACUCUACCAAUCCGCGUUCCGUUGUGAAGGGUCUCAAAAUAGGGAGUUCUUACUCCUUUCGAAUCAGGUGCUUCACAGCAAAGGGUGCUAGUCCUUGGUCACCAGCCCUAACCAUCCACUUGUCCUCCAAAGAAGCGUCCCCUCCAGUCAGGAAUGUUAAAGGUUACGCCAUAUCUAACACUUCAGCAUCUAUCUAUUGGGAUCCACCGGUAUUGGACAAUAUAACCUCCCUAUCAUCGACCGAUAUUACUCCUGUCAUAAAAUAUCAAAUUUUCUACACCUCGAAAGCUGAUCAGGAUUACGAUUAUUGGGAUUCGACGAUAUUCUCGAUCGAUUCCGAAUAUUUAAAUUUGAAUACCGGAUAUUUGUUCAAUAUUGGAAAACGCCUUAACGGCGACUUGAUAGAUUUAGAAUCCGGGACUGUUUACGCCAUUCAAAUAUCGGCUCUGACGGAUAAUGGUUUGGGUCAGUUAUCCGAACCAAUUGCAACGGUUAAAACUGAACCGGUUAAUAUCCCCGAUGAGUUGAGUCUCACGAAUGUAGGGAGUUUCGAGAUGAUUGUCAACUGGAAAAGUCCCGCGAUAUUUAGAGAUAUGGCAGCUCUCAAUAGCGAGGGACAACUGGAAUAUGAAAUAACAUACAAGGGUUUCAAACAUUUCACGAACGAGAACUCGACCAUGGUAACACUAAUCGUACCCCCAAAAGCCUUUAUUUCCAGGGAUUCUCAAGAUAUUUACAACUUUAAUUCAGCCAAGAUUACCGACCUGGAACCGUUUACCCAUUACGUAGUCGCGGUGAGGAUGGUAGCUGGGAAUAAGAAAGACAACGUCUUAGCAAAUGUGAACGAGGAAAGGGACAAGGAAGACCUAUCCAAUGAAGAUUGGCGGGAAAUUGACAAACCCGCCGCUAAAAUAUCCGCUAUAACUGAUACUACUGCCCCUGAGGCUUUCUCUUCUGCUCCUUACCCGUUGCCGACCCAAACUCUUAAAAGCGAUUCUUAUUUUCAUCCCAAAUGGGACGGAAUAAUCGGCCUACAUCUGCCUCGCACCUCUUCGCGGUACGGUCUUUUAAGCCAUUAUCUAUUGAUAGUCCUGCCCCAAGCCCACGAAAAGGCCGAAAAAAUCACGGGUCAUUCUAUCGUAAGAAGACACUUACACGUAACUGAUCACAACGAAAGCGAUAACAAUAUCUACACCCUCGACGAGUUAUCUUACUCCCCGCAUUAUAGCGACACGAAUUCUCCCUACAUUGCUGCUCUCAUCCCAGUCGCGAACACUGGGUUAAUGAAUCAUUUCCCUUUGGGUGACGGCAAAUUUUAUUUCACUUUCCUCAAUAGACCCUUAAGCCCUGGGUCGACUUACAAAGUAUUUGUCAGGGCAUUCACGGGUCAUUUCAACGCUGAAGAUUUGAUCAAGGAAGGAAACAAUUCUAGGACCUUCCAUUCUAAAUAUCAAAAAUUUACCUCGAGCCCCCUAAGCGCGCUUUUUGGCGGUGGUCCGUCUUCACUCGCGGAAGACGAUCAAGAUAAACUAGUUCCGGGUCAAAAUUUGGCCACCGACACUAACGAUAAUUUUAUAAUGGGCAAACGUUCAAAUCACAACACCAAGCAGCCUUUCGAAACGUACAACGAUUUUAGCGGCAAAAUAACGUCCCCCAAACCCGCCAUUUCCCUCAUGGUUAUUAUAUCCUUUUCCGUUCUGUUCGCCGCUUCUGUCAUAGGAUUGGCCGGCUACCUUUUUUGCGCUUACGGACGAAGGAAACGGAAAAACAGUGUAACAAAAAUACUCAAAGUCAACGGUGGCGGUAAAUGCGAAAGAUACGCCCUCAACACGAAGGUCGCUAUCUUAGAUCAUGACCGCGAGGAUGGAACUUUAGGUUCUCGCGAUAAUUUCAUGAAUCACAUCGGAUCGGAGUAUCAAAAUUUGUUGACGAGAGAAGAAAUUAACAACGAUCGCGAAACGACCACUGUCAUAGCCAACAAGGUUGCCCACUUGAAUUCCCACCCUCCUAUUCGUUUGUCGCAAUUGGCCAAGUAUUUUAGCGAGCUGAAGGCCGACGAUAACGCUUUACUAAAUAUGGAAUACCAGGCUAUAGACCCUGGUCAGCUAUUCACUUGGGAACAUAGCAAUCUUCCGAUCAAUAAGCUUAAAAAUAGGUACGCUAAUGUCGUGGCCUACGAUCAUACUAGGGUCGUUUUACGGGCCAACCGCGAUUCGUUUCGCCAGCAGAGAGAAUUUUACGUUUCGGGGAAGAGUAACGAUUACAUCAACGCUAAUUAUAUCGACGGUUACGAUAAGCCGACGGCUUAUAUAGCUACCCAAGGUCCAUUACCGGAAACGGUAACCGAUUUUUGGCGCAUGGUUUGGCAACAAAAUUCUUGCACUAUCGUUAUGUUAACUAAGCUGGAGGAGCGAACGCGGAUCAAAUGCGAUAAAUAUUGGCCUGACAAGGGUAUCCUGGAUAUUUACGGGAACGGGAAAGAUAAGGACAUCAACGAAACCUUAGAAAAUUAUCGUCUGCUGAUGGGGAAGGGUUCCCCGGAGGAAGAGGAGCUAUUGCAGAAUUGCGUGGUGGAUUGCGUCGAACUAGCUACGUACACCAUUCGAACAUUUUGCCUACAAAAUCUGGUUACGAAAGAAAAACGUGAGAUUAAGCAAUUUCAAUACACGGCUUGGCCCGACCACGGGGUGCCUUCGGACCCCACGCCUUUCCUCAAUUUCGUUAAACGCGUACGAGUUUCGAACCUUGCCCAAACCAGCCCCGUGAUAGUUCAUUGCAGUGCCGGCGUUGGGCGAACCGGUACUUAUAUAACUGUAGAUUCCAUGCUAGACAAAUUACUAUCCUCAUCGUCUUCUCGCGAAGACCACCCCACGAUCGAUAUUUACGGCCACGUUAAUCUAAUGCGGUGCCAGCGCAACUUCAUGGUUCAAACGGCUGAUCAAUACGCCUUCAUUUACGCAUGCGUGCUGGAGGCUUACGAAAGUGGAAAUACCGAUUUCCUCGCUAUAGACCUGCAUUCUCACAUACAGAGGUUAAAUCACGGAAGUUCCACGUCCGAAAAUAACGGAACGCUCUCAAUGACAGGGUUCGAGAGGGAAUUUAAGAAAUUAUCGAAUCAAAGGCCAACGACUGGCAAAUUCGUUAGCGCAAAUUACCCUAUUAACAAGCACAAGAACCGGCUAGUUAAUAUACUGCCGUACGAACACAACAGGGUUUGCCUGUGUCCCGUCAGGGGAGGUCAGCCUGGCACCGAUUAUAUCAACGCUUCCUUCGUAGACGGUUACAAAGAAAAGAACGCUUAUAUCACGACUCAAGGUCCUUUGAAAGAAACGACCGACGAUUUUUGGCGCAUGAUUUGGGAACACAAUUCUAGCAUCAUCGUCAUGUUAACCCGACUCAAAGAAAAUGGACGGGAAAAAUGUAACCUGUACUGGCCAGUAGAUGGGCCAUCCAUCCACGGUCCUUACACCGUCGAACCCGUAGCUGAAUACGCCAUGCCGGGUUAUUGUCUUCGGGAAUUUAAAAUGUCGGUCAUUUCACAGCACGCUAUCAAUCAACCUCUUUCGGAAGGCAAUCAACCAAAAAUUUCUAGCAUUUUGCCACCCUUUCCGUCCGCCACUACUCGCACCAUACGACAGUUCCAUUUCGAGCAACACGAUCCCCGAGCAAAUGAUGGAGAAGAUACUAUGGCCGAGAUAAAGUAUUCCACACUUCCUAGAGGAGACUUGUUGGAACAAGAUGAAAAUACGAGCCAUUACAAUUUCGCUUGUUUGAGUCCCAAACUCGUGGGAGCGGAACCUCCCAUGGAAGAAUGUUUUGUCGAUUUCGUGGGCCAAGUUCACAAAACGAAGGACCAGUUCGGGCUAGACGGUCCUAUCACUGUUCAUUGUAGCGGAGGAGCUGGAAUGACGGGGGUUUUUUUAGCCGUAUCCAUAGCAGUUCAUCGCAUGAAAUACGAAAGCAAAGUCGAUAUCUAUCAAACCGUCAAAUGGCUGAGGGCUCAACGACCGUGCAUGGUUCAAACCUUGAAUCAAUACAAGUUCUGCUACAGAGCCGCCUUGCAAUAUUUGAGAUCCUUCGAUAUGUAUGCCCCUUAGAGCUGUUUUUAGGAUCGUUUUAUAUAUAAAAAACACUCGCGAAUCAAAGUGUUGCGAAAUUUAUUAUUUUUUGUAUAUUUGUAUUUUAUUAUAUACAUCUAUCGUUAAACCACACAAAUUUAUUCGUCGAAGAUGACAUUUAUCUGAUUUUUAAGUAGAUCAAUAUAAAAUAAGAU